This is a messenger RNA of Ostrinia nubilalis (European corn borer), 1202 nucleotides long. RefSeq lists its product as uncharacterized. Bases 76 to 1119 code for a protein of 347 amino acids. The transcript has 7 exons. Lineage: Eukaryota; Metazoa; Arthropoda; Insecta; Lepidoptera; Crambidae. The record is from RefSeq and is a predicted model, not a curated record.
AUGCUUAAUCAGAGAGUGUACGUAUAGUAACAUUUUGAUGUAUUCAGAAGAAAUAAUAAUAGUGCUAUAUUCACCAUGUUUAUGAAAGCAUGCAUUCUCCUAUUGUUCCUUGACCACGCAACUUGCUUUUGGGACGUGGGGACUACUACACCUAGCUUCAUCAGAACAGACACCACUCCACGGCAGAGCUUCUUCAGAUGGCAGAUAACUCAGUUCGAAAACUUAGCAUUUUGGUUCUCCAACUGGGACUGGUAUACUAUCAGAAUGAACAGGCGAUUGAAUGCCGUCUGCGGAAUAUCAAUAGACUUUCUGCCACUCGGUACAGCAGCAUUGAUGAACAGAAGAACACUUAUAACGUCGGCAAACUACUUGGAACCAUACAGUAACAGGAUGAAAGACUUAAGGAUAUGGUGCUUGGGACGAGAAGGACUACAUACUACUCCGUAUAGAUACCGGGUAUGGCGAUUCAGAAGAUUGUUUCCAAAGAGUCAAAAUCCUGAGCAUUGGCAUGGACCGCGGGGGGUGCACGUGCCUCGUCACGACGUAUCCGUGAUACACAGCAUGGAUCAGAUCUACAUAUACUAUAUCAAAUCCGUUAGGUAUCAUUACCCGUACAGAUCGUGGCUCAUUGGCAAACAUGAUGAACUUGAUGAUCGGCUGUGGUUUGCGGGCUCAGGAUACGAGUACCUUGAGCAUAUAGCAGAAAACUACAAGAUAUUCUUCGCUAACCAAACAAAGGACGAAAUCGUGGACUGUUCAAAAUACCUUCCGAAGUGGUGGGGCAAGUUCAUAUGUAUCAGGAAUAGCCACGGAUUUUCUGGUGUACCCAACGGUGGUGGACUUUAUACGAUAUAUGGAGAUGAAGACUAUCUUACUGGAGUUGGGUGUUUUGAGAUAAGAUAUAACGAAGACCGGAUACUGGUGUUCACAGAUCUUAGGUAUUAUGUUGAUUGGAUUAAUAUAUUUGCCAACAUAUCAAGAGGAGAAUACUAUGAAUACGCCUACCCUGAAUGGAGCAUUAACUUGGGAAUGCUUUACGAUGGAGGAGUAAAUUAUCCAUACAUUCCGAUGUGGCAGAUUCAGAACGAUAUGUUCCCUCUUGGGAGGAAAAAAAAGUGAUUUUGAGACAUCUAACACCUCGGUUCUCGUCACUAACUUUUCGUAGAUCGUUACAACCACAGUAAACUGUACCCUUAAUGUAA